UUGAAAGAAGAUUUGUAAACCGCAUCCUUCCCCUAUGGCUACGAGUCUCCACUCCAUAUGAUGAUGAUGAUGGGUUCAUCCAUCGUCUCUCUAUCCCCUCAGAGAAGCAGCCGCGUCUUCUGUUCAGGUACCUCACUUUUCCCACCGAAUUCUGUUUUCUACCGCCGAACCAAUCGUGUUCAAGUCAGCCGAGGCACUGUUAUCCAUUUUCAUCCGCCAACGAUGACUUCUAGGUUUCAAUUACAAGUUGCGUCUUCUGGCCAGAAUGAACUCUUCACCUUGAUGGAUUAUGUUGGCAAGGAAGGUGAAGAUGUUGGCGAUGAUUUAGUCGUAUUGUUUGGCCAUCUCCAGUAUGCUUGCAAACGAAUAGCCUCUCUCGUAGCUUCUCCUUUCAAUUCCAGUCUCUGCAACCAGACUUCCGACGUUCCCCGCGCCGGUGGUGAAGUUGAUGCUUCCGGCAGAGAUGCUCCGAAACCACUCGACCUCGUCUCUAAUGAGAUCAUCUUGUCUUCACUUCAGAGGUCUGGUAAAGUUGCGGUUAUGGCUUCUGAAGAAGAUGAUGAACCUACUUGGAUAAAUGACAAUGGUCCAUUCGUGGUGGUUACAGAUCCUUUAGACGGAUCACGAAACAUAGAUGCAUCUAUACCAACUGGAACCAUUUUCGGAGUUUACAAUCGUCUUAUUGAACUAGAUCAUUUACCUGUUGAAGAAAAGGCAACACUCAAUUCACUCCAGAGUGGUUCUAGGCUUAUUGCAGCCGGCUAUGUUCUAUAUUCAUCUGCCACCAUCUUCUGUGUCACUUUCGGUUCUGGAACUAGUGCAUUCACGUUAGACCAUUCCACAGGAGACUUCGUGCUCACACAUCCCAACAUUAAGAUUCCAUCUCGAGGGCAAAUAUACUCUGUGAAUGAUGCUCGGUACUUUGACUGGCCGGAAGGGUUAAGGAAAUAUAUUGAUACGAUAAGACAAGGAAAAGGGCGUUACCCAAAGAAGUACUCUGCUCGUUACAUUUGCUCUCUUGUUGCUGACUUUCAUAGGACAUUGUUAUAUGGUGGUGUUGCUAUGAAUCCAAGGGACCAUCUUCGGCUUGUUUAUGAGGCGAAUCCGCUUAGUUUUUUGGCUGAACAGGCUGGAGGUAGAGGUUCGGAUGGAAGAAAUAGGAUAUUGUCAAUGCAGCCAGUUAAGCUGCAUCAGAGGCUUCCUUUGUUUCUGGGCAGUCCGGAUGAUAUUGAGGAACUGGAGAGCUAUGGCAAUGUUCAGCAGAAAGUGAAUCCAGGUUAUGAUGUUUGAACUCUUCUCUUUUGUACACACUUUUUAUAUGAUUACAUGUAUAAUGUGUUUAUGUAGCUUUUAAACAUCAAAACGAGCUUGGACCGGACUCUAUUAAGAAAACCGACAAUAAAAUUGGGAUGUAGAUUGGGGAGACUC
This is a messenger RNA of Impatiens glandulifera, 1428 nucleotides long. RefSeq names its product fructose-1,6-bisphosphatase class 1. Gene Ontology annotation, molecular function: fructose 1,6-bisphosphate 1-phosphatase activity. Gene Ontology annotation, biological process: gluconeogenesis; fructose metabolic process; sucrose biosynthetic process. The record is from RefSeq and is a predicted model, not a curated record. The transcript has 3 exons. The coding region runs from base 58 to 1290 and encodes 410 amino acids. Lineage: Eukaryota; Viridiplantae; Streptophyta; Magnoliopsida; Ericales; Balsaminaceae. Gene Ontology annotation, cellular component: cytoplasm; cytosol.